AUGGCGGCUGGAAAAUUCCUUGGGUUCAUGCUCACCUCUCGGGGCAUCGAGGCCAACCCCGAUAAGUGCGAGACUGUGUUAAAGAUGCAAAGCCCCACCACCCUUAAGGAGAUCCAACGACUGUCAGGCCGACUCACAACGUUGUCGCAGUUUAUCCCAAGGCUAGUUGAAAGGGUUCGUCCGGUCUUACGGAAAAUGAAGAAAGGACUUGUCGUCAAAUGGGAUGCCGAGUGCGAACAAGCGUUUCAGGACGUUAAAGCCAUCCUGAUGAACCUGCCUGUAAUGAACCGUCCUACGCUAGGCGAAGACUUGCAGAUCUUUAUGGGCGUAUCAGAUUCGACGAUCAGCGCGGUAUUGACGCAAGAGUGGCCCGAGCCCAAGCUCGUAUACUUCAUCAGCCGAACACUUCAGGACGCUGAGUCCCGAUAUCAACAAGUGGAGAAGGUUGCUUUGGCUUUUCUGAACGCAUCCCGUAGGCUCCGGCCGUACUUUCAAAGCCACCAAGUGGAAGUCAACGAAGAAUGGAAUCUUUACGUCGACGGAGCGUCCGGGAGAACAAUAAGCGGAUCUAGCAUAGUCCUUGAAGGCCCGAACGAAUUUUUGUUGGAACAUUCCUUGAUAUUCAAGUUCAAGGUAUCCAACAACCAGGCGGAAUAUGAAGUCUUGGUAGCCGGCCAGGAACUAGCAAGAGACAUGGGAGCCCGGAGGGUGGUGUGCCGGACGGACUCCCAGCUGGUGGUGGGACAAAUGAAUGGGGAGUUUCAAGUGAAAGAGGAGCAAUUGCUCCGGUACUUCUAUAAAGCGACAACCCUGGCCAAGUUGUUUGACAGAAUCAACAUUCGACACAUCCCUCGUGAAAACAACACCCGAGUGGACAUUUUGUCGAAACUGAGCUCAAGCAAGGAGAAAGAGCAACUAACGACAAUUAUACACCAAGUAUUGCUGCAACCGUCGGUUGAGUGCAUGUCGGUGGCAGAUGUCGAGGAAAGGGAUUGGCGGUCGGAGAUCCGAAGGCUGAUGACCAAGCAGGACGCCGGACAGCCCGUUAAACCGACAGAUGCGAGGAAAAUUGCUCGCUACCUAUUAGUGGGGGACGACCUAUACAGUAGAGGAUUCUCCACCCCCUUCCUCAAAUGCUUGGGGAAAGAGGAAGCAUGCUAUGUGAUGGACGAAGUCCACAACGGAAUCUGUGGUUUCCACACCGGGCGUCGGACCUUGAAGGCCCGGAUAUUAAGAGCAAGAUAUUACUGGCCGACGAUGGAAGAGGAUACGAAGAUAUUCGUCCAGAAGUGCCUCGGAUGCCAGGCCCACGCCAACAACACUCACUUGCCACCCAACACCCUGCAUACAAUAACCUCGCCUUGGUCAUUCGCGCAGUGGGGUAUGGAUAUUGUUGGCCCAUUCCCAGUGCAAAAAGUCUGCUGGAAGUUGAUAUGUCGGUUCGGGCUCCCUCGUACAAUCAUUACUGAUAACGGUCGGCAAUUCAUCGACAGAAAGCUGGCGGAGUUCUACACGAGUUUGGGCAUUAAGCACGUCACCAGUUCGGUGGAACACCCUCAAACGAACAACCAGGUAGAAUCUAUGAAUAAAACCAUAGUAACCGAACUGAAGAAGCGGUUGGGCGAGAAGAAGGGAACAUGGGUGGACGAACUUCCAGAGGUAUUAUGGGCUUACCGGUGCACACCGCACAGAACAACCGGCGAGAGCCCCUUCAAUUUGACAUAUGGCACUGAUGCUAUGCUACUGGUCGAAUUGGGAGAACCUUCGUUGCGACGCCAAGUGAACAACCUUCAACUGAAUGAAGGAGAGCUUCGAGUGGAACUCGACUCCCUUGAAGAACUGAGAGACCGGGCAACAUUACGAGCCGAAGCAUGCAAACGCAUGGUGGAGAGAAAAUACAAUUCCAAGGUCAGACCGAGAAACUUCCAGGAAGGCGAUCUGGUGUGGAGGAAGACUGGGGAAGCCCGCCGAACGGCCACUCAUGGACAACAUGCAGCUAAAUGGGAGGGCCCCUUCCGAGUAACCGAAGCGCUGGGAAAUGGGGCUUACAGAUUAUUACAGGCAGACGGACGACCAAUUCCAAACACGUGGAACGCCACUCAUUUAAAGUCUUAUUUUAGUUAA
Molecule: messenger RNA, 2124 nt
Organism: Vigna angularis (adzuki bean)
Lineage: Eukaryota; Viridiplantae; Streptophyta; Magnoliopsida; Fabales; Fabaceae
Exons: 3
Coding region: 1-2124 (707 amino acids)
Biological process (GO): DNA integration
Molecular function (GO): RNA-DNA hybrid ribonuclease activity; nucleic acid binding
Source: RefSeq, a predicted model, not a curated record